Molecule: messenger RNA, 1053 nt
Organism: Cryphonectria parasitica EP155
Lineage: Eukaryota; Fungi; Ascomycota; Sordariomycetes; Diaporthales; Cryphonectriaceae
Exons: 2
Coding region: 1-1053 (350 amino acids)
Biological process (GO): positive regulation of transcription by RNA polymerase II; DNA-templated transcription
Molecular function (GO): zinc ion binding; DNA-binding transcription factor activity, RNA polymerase II-specific; sequence-specific DNA binding
Source: RefSeq, a predicted model, not a curated record
AUGAAAGCGUGCAGUGUAGUCGGAACUGCGGCGUCAUGGAGGCCGAUCCUCGCAGCGUAUUUGGAGAAUAUGCAUCACCGAGUUCCAUUUUGCAGCUACGUGGAUAUACUGAGGACCAACGAGGGCGAGGCAGAGGUGCAGGUAAUGGCGCACCCGGCACGGAUGCAACUCAUCCAGCUAUACAUGGCCUGCGCUAUCGGGGCGUGUGUCAAGCAGCUCAUCGGCGCUGUGUCGCCUGCAGCGCAGGCCCAUGAGUUUCUUGAGAGGGCGCUGGCGCUACAAGCAAUGCUACAGGGAAAAGAAGAGGUGGGUCUCGUCGAUCAAGCUGAGAUUACGCUAUGGCUGGUCUUGUACAAGCUGCGGACUUCGUAUACGAACGAGGUCUGGUCUUUGAUCGGAUCGGCUAUGCGCGCCGCCAUAGCUGCGGACCUGCACCGCGAGCGACACUACCACGACCGCAUGCCGCCGCCCGAAGCAGAGCGGCAUUGUCUACUAUUUUGGGCUGUCUACACGAUCGAGAGGAACGUUUGCUGGGCCAUGAGACGACCAUUCAGCCUAGCAGACUACGACAUCGACGUGCGGCUGCCCACGCCGCUGAGCCAUCCGGCCUGCCUCCAAGGGAACGAGAGCAACAAAUACCCAAACCGGCCGGUGGAUUUGAGGAUGUUUAUUACCUCCAUCAGGCUAGCUUGUAUCAAUUCGCAAGUCUACGUACAAGCGUAUCGGACGGGCCGUGACUGCGUUGCAUCGGAUGUACUGCCUCUCCUGGAGCAGAUGCGCGAGCUUGAUGUUGCCUUGCCGCAAUGCAGUGCCCCGGAUUACGAGUUUCUUCAAUUGCAUAUAAAUAUUUCCGUGCGGAUGCUCAUCAAACCACUGUUAUCCACCCUGUAUUCAUCAGACUCCCUCACUCGAUCCUGCUUGGAAGCAGCGGGUGCUGUCUGCCGCCUAUUCAAGCGCCUCCGGCUUAAUCACAGUAUUGGCUUCUCCUCUCCUAUGAUCAAGUCUGUUUUUCUUGGCAGGAAUGACUAUCUGGUGAGGGCCAUGGAAACCUAA